Molecule: messenger RNA, 861 nt
Organism: Dentiscutata heterogama
Lineage: Eukaryota; Fungi; Glomeromycota; Glomeromycetes; Diversisporales; Gigasporaceae
Source: the annotation of a GenBank genome assembly
AUGGUCGAAGAGAAGUCUCACUCAAGUAAGACAGGCAUUACUGCCUCUCUCGAAGCUCUUACAAUAAAUCGGGUUAAACAGGAACCUAACAAUGAUAGUAAAAUUGAUAAGAUUGAAUCAGAUAUUAAAAAAUUGAUGAAAGUGGUUAAAGAACUUACUAGCAAUAACUCAUCUUCUGUAUUCUCUCAUUCAAGAAAUCCAAACUCUGUGCAAAACUCAAGGCCCCAAAAGAGGAAUGUCGAUAAUCAUCGGUAUUUCAAUUGUCAACAGGAAGGGCAUAUUUCGUGCAACUAUCCGAAUAUAAUACUUCAAAAUCUACCUGUUGAACAAGGGAAUAAACAGACAGAUGCAAGAAAUAAAGCUAUUGAAAUAAAAGAUGCAAACAUUCAAUAUUUUGAAGUAACAUCGGGGUCAGAUAAUUUGGGAAUUGAAUGUUUGAAAGUUGAGAUGGUAAAAGGAGAGCCCAUAUUUAAUGUAAGAAAUUGGGACCUCAGAAAAAGAAAGUGUACCGAUGUACCGAUGAAGAUGAGUGAUGACGAAAAUGAUGAAAUGGAUGUGCCAUUGAUGCGGAGGGUUCAAAUAGACAAGCCUGAAAUAGAAAAGAUGAAUACUGAGUAUAAAGAAAUAAUCAGCAAGGCUAAUAAUAGCAAUCAAUUAAUGCUACAAGAACUCAUACCGAUCGAUGACGAUCAACUUGAAGAGAAUAAGCAUCGUGGUCAGAUCAUUUACUGGAGUGCUAAUCAAAAAAAUAAAGGAGACAUUAAUGUUGGGGGCCCAGAUUUAAUUAUGCGUCUUACGGUGGAAAAUAGUAAGAUGUUGGAUAUUAAUCCUGAAAUAUCGAUGAAAAAUAGGUUUACCUAA